Messenger RNA from Xiphophorus couchianus (Monterrey platyfish), 1043 nucleotides. Its product is annotated as riboflavin kinase-like. The record is from RefSeq and is a predicted model, not a curated record. Gene Ontology annotation, biological process: FMN biosynthetic process; riboflavin biosynthetic process. NCBI's taxonomy places the organism in Eukaryota, Metazoa, Chordata, Actinopteri, Cyprinodontiformes, Poeciliidae. The transcript is spliced from 4 exons. Gene Ontology annotation, molecular function: riboflavin kinase activity. Gene Ontology annotation, cellular component: mitochondrion. Bases 109 to 618 code for a protein of 169 amino acids.
UAAGCCGUUAAAACCGUUCCAGUUGGAACAGCCAGGCUCACUUCCUUGUGCCGUGUUCGAGGUCAUUCUGUAGCCCCAUCUAAAGCAGCUGUUUCCGGGAUACAAAACAUGAAGAGCCUCCCGUACUUCUGCCGAGGAGAGGUCGUUCAAGGAUUUGGAAGAGGAAGCAAAGAACUCGGAAUUCCCACGGCCAACUUCCCGGAUUCGGUGGUGGACAAUCUUCCAGCAGACAUCAGCACAGGAAUCUAUUAUGGCUGGGCAUGUAUCGGGAAUGGUGACGUUCACAAAAUGGUGAUGAGCAUCGGCUGGAACCCGUAUUACAAAAACACAAAGAAGUCCAUGGAGACGCACAUCAUUCACAAAUUCAAAGAAGACUUUUAUGGACAGACUCUGAGUGUCGUUCUGGUGAGCUACAUCCGCUCAGAGAAGAGCUUUCCCUCACUCGAGGAUCUCAUAGCGGCCAUCAACAGUGACAUCGAGGAGGCCAAGGUUCAGCUGGAGCUCCCGGAGCACAGCCAACUGAAAGAAGACAACUUCUUCACCAGCACGACCAACUCGUCUCCGGUCUCUUCCUCGUCCGCUGCAUCCACGUCUCAGAGCAUCAUCAAUGGUCACUGAUGGCUGGCAGAGAGGGCAGCGCUUUGUGCCCUGAGUACGUUUCUGUUUACAUGUACAGCCUUAUUAUAAAAUCUGUCAGUUGUCACAUAAACAGUCAACCUCUGUGUCUUUUCACGUGGUUCUGUGUUAAAACGCUAUUUUCUGGCAUCAGUUGUUAACUGCACACAGCCUGAACUGUAUAUAUUCUUGCAAUAUUAUCUGGACCUUCUGUAUAUUUUGAAUCUUUUAGUAGAGAGGACAAAUAAAAGUCACUGAUCAGAUGUUUUUUUUUUUUUAAAUUAAAUGAACCAUAAACGUAAAAAAAAGAUAACUCAUUAUCUUCAUAUACCUAAGUCAGCAUUGCAGCAUCAUUGUCCAUAAAAGAUAAUAUUGCGUAGUUCAUCACCAUCAAAACUAUAAUUAAGUUGCAACUUAUGUAACCUUCA